UCUGCAGACGGCGGUUCUGUGAGAUUCCUGAAUACAGCAGCAGCUCCUGAGGAAGAUUUCAUCUCAACUCUGAAAAUGAGCAAAGAAGGAAUGAAGGAACCACUGAAGCUGGUGUUACUGGGCUCCAAGAGUAUGGGCAAGAGCGCAACUGCUAACACCAUCCUGGGCCGUGAUGUCUUUCCUUCUGGGAUUGUCAACUCUGACACGACGCGGCAUGUGUUCAGCCAGACCAAAGAGGUGGACGGGAGAGAGGUGAUGGUGGUGGACACUCCGGCCAUGUACAACAGUGGUCUCAGAGAUCCUGUGCUGAAAGAAGAGCUGAAGAUUGCCCUGACACGCUGUCAUCCAGGACCCCAUGUCUUUCUCUUCGUCAUCGCUCUGGGAUCUUUCUCAAAGAAGCAUGGUGGGAUACUGAAAAAAGUGAAUAAGACGUUGUGUUCAGAUGUUAAAGAGUUCUCCAUGGUGCUCUUCACUAAUGGUGACAAGCUGAACCCAGAAGAUACGGUAGUUGAUAUUAUUGAACAGAAUGUGUACUUGAAGGAACUGAUUGAGAGUUGUGGGGGGCGUUACAAGGUGUUCAACAAUAAAGACAAGGAAAAUAAUCAGGUCAAAGAGCUUCUAGCUCAGAUUGAUGAGGAGAUGAAGAAGAGAAGCCCUGAGAAUAAGCAUUACACAAGUCCUAUCACCAAGGAAAAGAUCACCUGGGUAACUAAAUACUGUACUCUUCAUACCCUGGCGCUCGUGGGGGGUUCAGCCGUUAUGAUGCUAAGCAAGAGUUCUGCUCUUGCAAAUGUGGUGGAGCAGCUCGGCCUCGGUGAUGCGGUCAUGGCGUUCGAUUUCGAAUACGUCAUGCAAACCGUAGAGUCGGUUGUGGGCCUGUUCUGAAGAGGUUUUAGAGAGAGGGCGAUCACUGUGGGGAAUUGUACGGGUAUUUGAGCACAGUGAAUGUAACCAGGUCUAUUUGUGGGUACUGGGUAGGUCUCAGGGUAGUGGUUGAGUCUUGGAAUAGUUGAGAUGACAUCGUUAGGUACUUCUUCCCCUACACUCCUUUUACAGUAUAUAUAUGCUUCCAUUUCCUUAUAUCAUUAAGCAAUGCGACAUCAGUUAUCAUCGACAUGCAGAUGAUACGCUCAGCUUAGAUUUUUUAGGGCCUUUAGAGAACUUUUGUUGUAGUAAAACCAAAUAACAUUUGGUAAAGUCCAAUAAACACCCUUCAGACUGGGUGAUACGGGGCAUAAUUUACCCUGAUAAAUCACUUUUUACACCGUUAUGCAGCUCAAAGUAGCUCCACACCUCCUUACUAGAAUCCAGAGAGUCCUGACAUUUAAAACGAGGCAUUAAUAACUUAAAAAGUGCAGAAGAAGAUUAUUAUUAUGUGCGCCGCUAUAUUUGUAGUGAUCAUGUCAUAGACAUAUAUACAUAUAUA
This is a messenger RNA of Astyanax mexicanus (Mexican tetra), 1426 nucleotides long. RefSeq names its product GTPase IMAP family member 8-like. The transcript is spliced from 2 exons. Gene Ontology annotation, molecular function: GTP binding. The record is from RefSeq and is a predicted model, not a curated record. NCBI's taxonomy places the organism in Eukaryota, Metazoa, Chordata, Actinopteri, Characiformes, Acestrorhamphidae. The coding region runs from base 76 to 885 and encodes 269 amino acids.